Mirounga angustirostris (Northern elephant seal) is the source of this 16321-nucleotide messenger RNA. RefSeq names its product ring finger protein 216 (gene RNF216). Gene Ontology annotation, molecular function: ubiquitin binding; zinc ion binding; ubiquitin-protein transferase activity. The record is from RefSeq and is a predicted model, not a curated record. Bases 884 to 3670 code for a protein of 928 amino acids. The transcript is spliced from 17 exons. Gene Ontology annotation, cellular component: LUBAC complex. Lineage: Eukaryota; Metazoa; Chordata; Mammalia; Carnivora; Phocidae. Gene Ontology annotation, biological process: protein linear polyubiquitination; proteasome-mediated ubiquitin-dependent protein catabolic process.
CGCCCGAACGCGAGCGGGCCCGGGGCCGCGCGGGGCGCCGCGGAACGCCGGGCGGCGGGAGUAGCGGGGCCGGCGGCGAGGCGGGAGCCACAAAGGCGCGGGCGGCCGGCGGACCCUCCCCCGCGCCCGCCACUUCGGGAAGUUUCGCGGGCCCGUCCUUCGGCCUGCUGCGCGAGGGCGAAAGCGCCGAAAGACCGAGUUUCCCCGGCGGCUCCUCGCGGGAGGCGGCGUCGGUGGAGCCGAGCGCGGCCUGGAGCGCGCGGGCGGCGAUGCGCUGUGACUCUGAACUCCGGCGCCCCCGGGGGAGGCGCGCCGGGCCUCAGUCCGCAAGCCCUCCCAACUCGGUUCGGGAGAGCGGGCUCCUCGAGAAAGCCGGCGGCUCCCACCCAGCCCUCGUGAGGACGUCCAAGUGCGUCAAAACCCUCUGCAGCGCGGGCAACGCGAACCCGACAGAUGUGCCCGGAGCGCCGCGCCGUGAACAAGACUGGCGUUCCCGCGUGGGAUGUGGCUGGAGACUGCGUGGAAUGAUUGUCCCAGAACUCUGGGCCACUUCAGUCCUGUGCGAGACCCCCGCCCCCCCCCCCAGGGUGCCCGCGGGGUCCCACGUAAACCAGCCGGGGGCCUUGCCGAAUACGUUGCGAUACGGGCCUGGGUACGGCUGGCCCUCGGCCCUUUGCUAAUGCAGAAAGAAGAUUGAUUUGCCCUGCUGGGAGCUGGGACAGGACAGGGAAGAUUUUAGGACCGACUUCGAUUUUAGCACGCUUCCCUGAAGAAAGACUGCCAAGAAACAGCCUCGCUUUGUUGUGUUUGUCGUAUAGACCCUUUUGAACAGUCACCAUGUUUAGAUAUUAGCAAGCACGUAUGUGUAUGUGUGCAUUUGAAAAUGGCAGAGGGAAACAAUAAUGAAGAAGUCAUUCACUUGAACAACUUUCACUGCCACAGGGGACAAGACUGGAUCAAUCUCAGAGAUGGACCCAUCACCAUAUCUGACUCCUCUGAUGAGGAAGGGGUUCCUAUGCUGGUCACCCCGGCUCCUCAGGAACACGACGAAGAGGACCUGGAUGAUGAUGUCAUCCUGACAGAAACAAAUAAACCUCAGACAUCACGACCCAAUCUCAUCAAACCAGCUGCCCAGUGGCAAGAUCUCAAAAGAUUGGGAGAAGAAAGGCCUAAAAAGUCUAGAACAGCCUUUGAAUCAGAUAAGAACGGCUAUUUUUCAGUGUGUAACAGCUCAUUGUUUGAUUCUGGGGCACAGGAUGAUUCUGAGGAUGACUACGGUGAAUUUCUGGAUCUUGGGCCUCCUGGAGUUUCUGAAUUCAUUAAGCCAAGUGGCCAAACAGAAAGAGAACCCAAACCUGGACCAAGUCAUAACCAAGCAGCAAAUGACAUUGUCAACCCGAGAUCAGAGCAGAAAAUCGUUAUCUUGGAAGAAGGUAGCCUUCUUUUACCAGAAGGUGAUCCUCUGGACUCUCAGAACCAGUCAUCUGAAGAUUCAGAGACAGAGCUUUUAUCAAACCUUGAAGAAUCUACUGCUAUCCUAGAUGAUCAAGCCAUCGAAGAAGACUGCUGGUUAGACCAUCCUUAUUUCCAGUCCCUAAACCAACAGCCCCGUGAGAUAACAAACCAGGUUGUUCCUCAGAAGCGGCAGCCUGAAGCAGAACUGGGCCCGUUGUUGUAUCAGCAUGAACCCCCAGGGCUGGCUUUUCCAAGGCCAGCUUUUCCAAGACCAGAACCCCAGCAGGAUGGGAUUCCAGGCCCUUCUUCUCCUCAGCCUGCCCAUCCUCUAGGAGAGCUUGAAGACCAACAACUAGCAAUAGAUGAUGAAGAGCCAGGGCCAGCCUUUCCACUACAAGGAUCUCAGGAGCCCAAUUUGGAAAACCUUUGGGGGCAAGAAGCUACUGAGGUAGAUCAAGAACUCGUUGCACUUUUAGUGAAAGAAACAGAGGCAAGAUUUCCAGAUGUUGCAAAUGGGUAUAUUGAGGAGAUAAUUCAUUUGAAGAAUUACUAUGAUUUGAAUGUACUUUGUAAUUUUCUUCUGGAAAAUCCAGACUAUCCAAAGAGAGAAGACAGAAUCAUUAUCAACCCCAGUAGCAGCCUGCUUGCCAGCCAGGAUGAGACAAAGUUGCCUAAAAUAGACUUUUUUGACUACUCUAAAUUGGUUCCUCUUGACCAGCGUUGUUUCAUCCAAGCUGCUGACCUCCUGAUGGCUGACUUCAAAAUGCUCAGCAGUCAGGAUAUCAAGUGGGCCCUGCAUGAACUCAAAGGACACUAUGCAAUCACCCGAAAGGCCUUUUCUGAUGCCAUUAAAAAAUGGCAGGAGCUCUCUCCAGAAACCAGCGGAAAAAGAAAAAAGAGAAAAGAAAUGAAUCAGUAUUCUUACAUAGACUUCAAGUUUGAACAAGGUGACAUAAAAAUAGAAAAGAGGAUGUUCUUUCUGGAAAAUAAGCGGCGACAUUGUAGGUCUUACGACCGGCGUGCCCUUCUUCCAGCUGUGCAGCAAGAGCAGGAGUUCUAUGAGCAGAAAAUCAAAGAAAUGGCAGAGCAUGAAGACUUUUUGCUUGCCCUGCAGAUGAAUGAAGAACAGUAUCAGAAGGACGGCCAGCUGAUUGAGUGCCGCUGCUGCUAUGGGGAGUUUCCAUUCGAGGAGCUUACUCAGUGUGCGGAUGCUCACUUGUUCUGCAAAGAAUGUCUCAUCAGAUAUGCCCAAGAGGCGGUCUUUGGAUCUGGAAAGUCAGAACUCAGCUGCAUGGAAGGCAGUUGCACAUGUUCAUUCCCAACCAGUGAGCUGGAGAAGGUGCUUCCCCAGACCAUCCUGUAUAAAUACUACGAGCGGAAAGCUGAAGAGGAAGUUGCUGCAGCUUACGCCGAUGAGCUUGUCAGGUGCCCCUCCUGCAGCUUUCCUGCUCUGUUGGACAGUGAUGUGAAGAGGUUCAGUUGUCCCAAUCCUCGCUGCCGAAAGGAAACCUGUAGGAAGUGUCAGGGACUCUGGAAAGAGCACAAUGGCCUCACUUGUGAAGAGCUGGCUGAGAAAGAUGACAUCAAGUACCGAACCUCCAUUGAAGAAAAAAUGACUGCAGCCCGCAUUAGAAAAUGCCACAAGUGUGGGACUGGCCUCAUCAAAUCCGAAGGCUGCAACCGCAUGUCUUGCCGCUGUGGUGCCCAAAUGUGCUACCUCUGUCGAGUAUCUAUCAGUGGAUAUGACCAUUUCUGCCAGCAUCCUCGCUCGCCGGGAGCCCCUUGCCAGGAGUGUUCAAGAUGCUCUCUCUGGACCGACCCCACAGAAGAUGAUGAGAAGCUAAUUGAGGAGAUCCAGAAGGAGGCUGAAGAGGAGCAGAAGAGAAAGACUGGAGAGAACACCUUCAAACGCAUCGGGCCCCCCUUGGAGAAGCCUCCAGAGAAAGUCCAGAGGAUCGAAGCCCUGCCGAGGCCCGUCCCGCAGAACCUGCACCAGCCACAGAUCCCCCCCUAUGCCUUUGUGCACCCCCCCUUCCCCCUGCCGCCUGUCCGGCCCAUGUUCAACAAUUUCCCUCUCAACAUGGGCCCCGUCCCAGCGCCCUACGUGCCCCCUCUGCCCAAUGUGCGCGUCAACUACGACUUCGCUCCCGUCCACGUGCCGCUGGAGCACAACCUGCCUAUGCACUUUGGUCCGCAGCCACGGCAUCGCUUCUGACAGCUCUGUGUCCUGCCUCCUCCCCAGAGCCCGCCGCUGAGCAGCCCAGCCUGUGCAGGGCCGGGGUUCCAUAGAUUCCCGCCUCGCCCCCAAGGCCAUGCCUUCUGAAUGGGGAUCGUGCACUUGGCUCUCGAUAGGUUGGCGUUUUUCCUGCUCCUUCCUGGGAAGGGCUACUGUCCCUUGAGCGGCCGGCAGGCCAGUGCCCUCAGGUGCCUGUAAAAGGAUUGGUCUGACACUUGCUGGACCAGUGAUAAGGGCCAGUAGGGCCUCCCUGGAGAGUUCCACUGUCCGAGCAGCAGUGCAGGGACCCUCACCACAAGGUAUCCCCUCUCUGUCAGCCCUGUCCCUGCAGACAGUGACGAGGGAAGUGUUUGUGUCCGUCCCCUCCCCUCCCCCUGGCAGACCUCACAAGUCUCUCAGUUAACCACGUAGGCCUUCCUUACCGCAGUAUAGUCUGAUUGGUGAUAAAGCCGAAGUCCCAGUUCGGAGAGAGCUAAGCCAUCUGAACCAUGUUGUGAAGGCUGAGUUCUCCCCCCACCCCCACCCCAGUGCUGCGGCCCACCCAGAGUGAGUGCACCCUGCUGCUCCAGGUUAGUUGGUCCCAGUGAGGCGGUGGCAGAACCACGUCCCCAGGCCUGGGGGCACCGCUCAGGGUGGGGAGGCUGCAGACUGUAUUCUCCAAAUCCAGAACCCCAGGCCACCACCACCGUGACUGUUCAGGUCUCUUCUUGUCCUUGGCCCACUCAGAUGAGACCACAGAGAGCCAUCUCAUGCUGUCAGUUCUGUUUUGUAGUUUAAAGAAAUAUUUGCCAUUUACUCACUUUGAACUUGCUGGGUUUUCUGUGGCCUACUAGAGUUUCUCUCGUUCAGUCUCUUUCUUAGAAAGUCAAAUCCGUUACCCCACACCAGGCAGCCAAUGAGUGCUAGAUGGUCCUGAAUCUUGCCAAACAAAAGGUCCUUUCGAGGUGGCUGUGACAGGCUUGGUGGCUCUCCCAGGUAGCCCAGUUGUCAGGUAAUGAGCAGCUUCUCCCCUAAGGUUUGGUGGUGGCAGUGGGUUUCCACGGGGGGAUAAGAGGACCCAGACUACACCCGGCACCCACCCGUGGAGCUGCCCCUGCCCACGGCCAGGUGAGUCUAGCUCCGGGUCGGCAUGGGGGUUCCUGCCCCUUCCCACUCACCUUUCCCUGUGCAGCCCCAGCCCACCCGAGGCUCUGCCCCAUCGCUAGCCACUCUGCAGAACAGAGGCCUCCAUGGGGAGUGACCCUGCCUGGCUGCCCAGUAUUGGUCUCUGUCACUGCUGCUGUAUCUCUGGUGUCUGUGGAGUUCCCAGAAGUUCCCAGCACCUGUGCACAGACCUCAGAAGGGUGAGCCUAAUGACCAACCCCCCAUCUCUGGGGACCAUGCCCCAGGACCAUGCGUUCUUGUGUGCAGGCACCCACUGCCAUCAGUUUCUCAUGUAUUUCAAGGAUUAAAAUGGGGAGAAAUCUGCUAAGUUGCCCAUUCUUCCUCCUGCUUUUCCUCCAGGGGAGGGCUUUGCAGAGUCCUCUGGGGGUGCACUGCAGGGCACAGUGACAGGUCUAAGUACCUUUACAGCAUGGUCCCCAUGCAUCCCCAAGGUGAGGAGGGUCUCAGAGCGGUUGAGCUUCCAGCGGAUGUCCCACCAAAUGGGACACACCAGAACCUCCUGGGCCCCCUGAGCCAGUUCAUCCAAGGAGGGAACAAACCAGUUCACCUCUGUUCUGUAGCCAGGGUACAAGGUUCCGUGGGGCGCUUUGGGCAGCCGAAAGGGCAGGCCCCAGGUGGGUGGCAUGUGAAGAUCCCCUGACACAGGAAAGGAAGAGACCAGAAUAAUUGGUUUCCCCCAAAGCCAAACUGAGGACUUGCCCUUUGAGAUGAAUUCUGGCUGUUCUAGCCACACGCAGCUGCUAGGGAUCUGAGGACCCCCGGUUUCUGACGAUCCUCCCUGCACUGGACUGUGGAGCAGCUCCCAGGCCCACAGCAGCAUAGUUGCUGUUUGGGGGAAGGUCGUUGCCACGAGUUCUGACACUAGCAUGAGGUCCCACCUGUCUGUGAAGCGACCCUCUAGGUGCCUGUGUCCCAGAGGACCCCAGGCUUCUUGAGAAGCAGACUGCACUAGUGAGAGUUCAGGGGAGAAGGGGCCUUAAUCCUCUGACAAACAAGCCAGCAAGUGGCUGCAAGGUAUAAGGACAGGAGACCCACAGAGACCAGCCAGUGGCAGGGACAAGGCAGGAAUCCCAGAGGCAGCCUGGCAUCUUACCCUCUCUGGGCCACAGUGUUUGCUCCCCCAAGCCAGAGACUGCCCAGCAACAGUCCCGUUCUACUUGCCUUAAACUGGAGAGAGGAAUCUAGUAUUUGCACUUAGCAAAAGAUUUUAAAACUUAAAAAAAAAAAAGUGUGCAUGACCUGUCACUUUGUAUAAAAAUAGCAAAAAUGAUUAGUUUAUUAAAUUUUUUUCUGUACCUUCUGGUAGUAAAAUACUUCAAAAUAAUUCUGUUUAAACUACUGUGUGUAAAAAGUCUGUAUCAUAUGUAACUUGGACUUUUUGUAAAUAAAUGUUUGUGCACUAUGCUCCUUCCGGUUUUGUCUGUCCACACGGCACUACCGGGCAGGCCCCUCCACCCCCAUGAAGUUACAGGGGCUGCGCACACAGGCGAUAGAUUCCCAGGGAGUGAUUGGGCCUACGAUGCCACUGCUCCCUGGGAGUGGACGUCAGCUGCCGCUGGAGAGCUGCGAGGAGAAGUGAGACCCCCAUCUCCCUUCCCCAGAAGGAAGAUCAGGUGAUGUCUCAUGCUGACCCUGCUUGGGUGGCUACCGAGGCCCACUUGGGCACAAGGGGGUUUUUUGUUGUUUUUGGCACAGAAUCCCCUUCCAGAAAGUGCUCAACCCCUCUUCCAGGCCUGGGCAGCAAGCCACCAACUUGCCUGGAGAGCGACCUGCAGAGGCUGGACCAGGCGAAGGUUGGGUGAAAUGGGAGGAAGCUCGUGUCCUCCUUUAAGACCAGGAGAUCAAGUUCCUGAGAACAGAGUGUCUGACUGGGGCCACCUUCCUCGGGCACAGCCCUCCCCAUCAGAAUCCCCAGCAGCCCUGCUGUGAGCCAGGCUGGCAGACCCCAGCACCCUUGGGCUCAAACUGCUCAACGUUCUGAUAAAACGUGGGCUAUCCUGUCCUGCUAUUUGCAGCUUUAUUGAGUGAUGCGUCCCCCCCCCCCUUUUUUUUGUGUGUGCAUUUCUGAAAAUGUACUGAAAUAAAUCCAAGACAGAAGUUACCUGCAUGGGCGCCUGGGUGGCUCAGAUGGUUAAGCGUCUGCCUUCGGCUCAGGUCAUGAUCUCAGGGUCCUGGGAUCGAGCCCCGCAUCGGGCUUCCUGCUCCUUGGGAGCCUGCUUCUCCCUCUGCCUCUCUCUCUCUCUCUCUGUCUCUCAUGAAUAAAUAAAUAAAGUCUUUAAAAAAAAAAAAAAGUUACCUGCAUUCCCAGGGUCGUGAGUUCAAGCCCCAUGUUUGGCGUGGAGCCUACUUAAAAAGGUGAUUCUGCACCUUUCAAAAUGGGACUUUUCUCUCUUUGCAACCAGGAAUGCCCCCCUGGGUCUGAUUGGUUCUUUUUGUGCCAUCCUGAUGGACGAUAGGGGUGCUUCGCACUUCCUGCCACCCUUCCACACCUUGGUGAGCACCUGCUUGGAUGUUUCAAAAGAUGUAUUUUCCGGGAGCGGAGUUGUGCAUAAAGGAUGGGGGUGAGGGGCACCUGGGUGGUUCAGCCGUUAAGCAUCUGCCUUCAACUCAGGUCGUGAUCCCAGGGUCCUGGGAUCGAGCCCCACAUCGGGCUCCCUGCUCCACGGGAAGCCUGCUUCCUCUCCCUCACCCCCUGCUUGUGUUCCUGCUCUCACUAUCUCUGUCACAUAAAAUCUUAAAAAAAAAAAAAAAAGGAUGGGGGUGUGUAUUUCUAUGUCUUUUGCCAGAUUCCUUGACAAAGCAGUGUCAACCCACCCGUCCUGGCCUGUGUUCUUACCCUUCGUUGGCACAUCGUUGCCACGGUCCCUCGGCUGUCCUAAGACCCGCCUCCUGGAAUCUGACCUCAUGGGGACACUUGAAUGGACACAUCUUCCUUUAGAAGGAACUGCUGUUUAGGUCAGGUGCUUUUGUAAUUGCACUGUCCAAACUUAUUUUCCAUCCUUGAAGUGACAUAUACGUAUACACAUUGGCCACUUAACAUAGGUUUUAAAAAAAAUUUGAAAACACAGAAAAGGAUCAAGACAAAAGUGCUUUGUUAUCUGAAGGUAGCUACUGAUAUUUUUUAAGAUCUAUUUAUUGGAGAGCACGCAAGGGGGGGAAGGGGCAGAGAAAGAGAAUCUCAAGCUGACUCCGCGUUGAUUGCAGGACCUGAUGCGGGGCUCAAUCUCACGACUCUGAGAUCAUGACCUGAGGGGAAAUCAAGAGUCGCAUGCUUACCCCAAUGAGCCACUCAGCCGCCCCUACUGAUAAUAUUUUUUUUGAUGCAUUUCCUUCCAGGUCGUUCUGCUCUGUGAUAUAUAUAAUGUCUCACAAAACCAGUAAACCAGAUGUGCAGGUUUGCAUCCUAUCAUGAGCAUUAGCAAGGUAUGAGCAAGUGCUUCCAAAAUACCGUUUUUAAUUAGCCUUCUUUUAGAACCUCUUGCUGCAGGCUUGUAAACCUUCUCUUUGGGCUUCUUGGAAUCACGUUUCUGCAGGCUGGUGCACAGCUGCCCCUGUCCAGCCUGCUGUUCUUUGUUCUCAUGACCCCCGGGGGACAUGGCCCCACCUAAAACCCCAUCUGUGGGUCUUCCCUCUCAGGAUUAAGUCGGAAGCAACUCCUCUCCUUGCUUCCUCCCCCUUCAUCAGCACGUCUUGGCAGGCAGUCCAGAACUGAUCAUCGCUUAGGCUUGGCUUUGCCCUAGAUGAUGCCAGUUAAGACCCUCACGAGAGGGGCGUGGAGCCAGCACAGGCUGUCACCAGGGCCACCGGGAUCACCGGAACCUGCCUCUUCCCUAAGUGGGGGUGGCGCACUGGGCCCGAGGCCAUUCUGUGGGUUCUGCAGGUGCAGCGCUGCAGGGCCCCGGGAAGGUCACUGCAGCCAGCUGCUUGAAGCAAAGUGGGGACAAUUACAGCACCGAGAAAGCCGGAAAAGAGCUUGUUGUCGGGUCCCCUUCCCGCUGCCCUUUGGCAUCCACUCCCAGAGGCGGGUCCGGCUUCAGACCCAGGCACAUCCCCGGAUGGCUGCCCCUCACCACUCCGCAGGUCCAGUCCCCCGUCCACCUGCCCUCGUCCGUGGUGCGUCUGGGGCUGUGCCACUGCCCGCUUGCCCCGAACCAAGCACCGGGCGAGUGGCGUUCACAGCCUGGGAGAGGGGGGCAGUGCACCUGGGCCCAGCACAUCACAGCAGGGAGACCAGGGCCGCAGCCUUCUCAAGGGGCUCUCAGUCUCUCCUUUCUCUGCCCCAAGUCUGGUUCUCCCUCUCUCUCCUCUUUUGUCAAGAUUGAGGCCACUUACCAAAAAAUACCCAUGAUCGAGAACAAGCAGAAAACCGAACUGGAACAGAAGCAAAGCUACAGUAUUAAACACAGCGCAGGAAGUGGGGCUCUGAAGUCAGGCGGCCUGGCCCCCUUCCCGGCAGCUCACGUGGAAAAGCACAUGAGUUACAAGGGUCACCAUGUCCAUAGGGUGAACACGUGCUCAUAGCUCCAAGGAAGGAUGCUCCGCAGGCGGCACACAUCUCCGUGACCUGCUGGAGGCCCUGAUGGGCUUCGGGGGCCACCCACUGGGGCUCUAGGGAGGCCUGGGCCUGGGGCUCAGAGUGGACGGCCCGCAUGGCUCCCCCACGUGGCCACCCUCACGUGCUCAGCCUCGGACCUCUGGCGACUCUUGACGCCUCCCCCACAGACAUCUCCUUUCUCUCGCCUCUGAUGGGGAACAAAGCCAAAAAGGAAGCCUGGAACAUCCUGGAGGCCGGGGGCACUGAAGGACGUGCGGGCACACGGUUCCUGCCCAGCUGUGCUGUUCCCGGCUGUGAGCCUCGGCCCAGUCCUCUGUGCCUGUCCUCCCGAGACACUAGCCAUCUCAGGCCCAUUCCCUACUGUGGAACAGUCUCCACCAGGCCUGCCUUCCCUGAGGACCAGGAGCACCAUUCAGCUCGGCUCUGCGUCUCUGGCACCCGGUCAGGGCCCGGGGUGCUCAGGAAAUAGUUGCUGGAAAAGUAAAUCUGUGAAAUGACACCAGAAAUACACCCCUCAGAAGGGGGUCUUUAGGACACUCAGUGAGCUACUGUAGGGGAAGACACAGUGUGACCUACGGUAGCCACACAAAUGUCAGCUUCAUUGUGUUUGGAAUCAGAAAAUGUGAGCGAGUGCUUUUCCACCUGCUAGCUGGAGCCUCAGUUUCCCCAUCUGUAAAAGGGAAGGGUUGGGCUGGGUAGCCUGAGUGGCAGAAGCCUGGCAGAGACUGGUGGCCUCCCUGCGUGGAGGAGAGAGACCUGAGAACUUGGGGAGGCCAAGGAUCCGCAGGGCAAAGGUGCGAAGGAUGAAGCAGCCGGACAGGCUGCUCGGGGUCUGCAGACGGGGGCCUUCUGGGGAGGCCCUGGGGCCAGGUGGGGAGCAGCCGGUCACAGCAUGGGCCACUGUGGAGCUCCUACAGGCCCACCUGCAGCUGCAGGGACCAGGGACCAGCUCUUGGGGGAGACUUUAUCUGGGGCCCUGGGAAAUGUGGUGGCUUUCAUUUAUACCCCCCAAGUCUGCCAGUGGUUCUCUGGGGAAGAAGGAAGCCAAGUGGGCAGGAAGAGGAGGUGGAGAGGCCCCGCCCAGCUUAGGAGCUCCCCGUUAGCACGGACUAACCCGUAGGAGGUGACCCUUGCACUUCUGACCUAUGCAGCGCACUUGCUUUCACCUCAGCCUGGCAAGAAGCUUCCAGAACGAUUCCAUCCAGGAGGGGAAGAACGUGAAGACACACUCAUCCAACAGCUGGGCAGGGUGGGGAGGGUCUUUGGGGAGGCGAUCUGGCCCCAUCUAUCAAAAUGUCAAGUGACUUAAGAAUUGCCCUUCCAGAAAUUUCCCCCAGAGCCUUGUAAAGCGUCUCCCGCCCACCGUCGUUCCGUUCAGCAGCAUGUGCUGCUCAGAACAAGGGAGAACGGACGUGAGUGUCCGUGACUGGGGCACAAGGUGGACUGGAUGGGAUGGGACAGGGUAAACCUCGAGAAGCCGGAGCGAGUUCUACCUGCGUCGGUAAGGAAAACACACGUGUGUCGUGACAACUGAAGGGAGGGGGCCGUGGGAGCACACGAUCCCGAGUGUGCAAAAAAGCAAAAUACAACCCCCGGCUCACUGUUGCUGGAGAUGUAAAGAGGUGCAGCCACUAUGCAAAACAGUGUAUGGAGGUUGCUCGAAAAAACGAAGUUGGAAUGACCAUAUGAAGCAGCAAGGCCACUUUGGGGUGUAAACCCAAAAGAACAGAAAGCAAGGCCUCAGAGAUUUGUACCCCUGGUUUGCAGCGGCAUGUUCUCAAGCGCCAAAAGCUGGAAGCAAGCCAGCGUCCGUGGGGGGGAGUGGCAUGUGCAUCCGUCCAUCCCGCGGAACACAAGUCAGCCGUGACAAGGAAGAAAACUCCGACCCACGCCACGCCGCAGGUGAACCUCGCAGACACGGGCCCACGUCAGACAAGCCGGUCACAGAAGGACGAGUACUGUGUGCACCACCGGCUCACGUUCCCCCCUCCCUGUGUCCUGGGGUCACCUCCCAAAUAGGCCACUUGGCCUUGAAUGUGCGUGUCUGCUGCUGGGGGAACCAAUCACAUGAGGAUGAGUUUGCGUGUGCUUGCAUAGACGGGUUACGUUUUUAUAUAUAAAUCCCAGCUGCACCCAAGCUGGGAGCAACUUACCUAACCUCCCUGAGCCUCAAUUCCUGCAGCAGUAAGUGGGGCUGGUAGUCGCAGUCGUGGGCUGGGGCGCCACAACGUAGCACCUUUGCUCCCGGCCCUGGAGGCCGGCAGUCCCAGAUCUGGGGGCAGCGGGCGGGGGCCUACCCAGGCCUCUGUCCACAGCCUCCCGCCUUCCCUCUGGGCACAUUUGCCUCCUAAUCUCUUCUUACCAGGACACUGUCAGAUCGGAGUGGGGCUCACCUCAGUGACCUAUUUAAAUUGUAAUCAUCUCCUGAAAUACCCUGUCUCCGCGCACAAUCACGUCAGGAGGUGCUGGGCGGUCCAGCCUCAGCACAUGAAUCUCAGGGGGACAAAAUUCAGCGCAUCACAGGGACUGAGUUAACAAGGGGUGAGUACCUGGCACAUAGCAAGGGCUGUAUAUGAAUACUUUACAUAAAAAUAAGAUUUUCUGGACGAGUCAAAGACACUGCCAACAGUGUUUAACCCGGGGGGGUGUCGGGAGGGGGCUGGGGCUGGGGCAUCCUCUGACACCAGAUUCUAUGCUUUUAUUACCUUAAUUCUUAAACUAACAACAAUGAUAAAGUAGUAACCCUGUCAGAGCACCUGCCAGUGCCUGGCACCAGUUGGAGGUGCCUGGAAGGUGGGUCUUCUCCUCCCAUCUGCGGGUCAGGCCUGGGUCCCAGGGAGGGAGGAGAGGAGUGCAGACCCCUCCCCAAUGUCUGUUCAGCUUUUGUCUCGAUUAUUACAUCUCCUGGAGGAUCAGCCUCCUCCUGGUUAAACCCAGGGGCCCCAUGAAGGGGCUUGGGCCUCAGGCCAAAUUCUCCACCUGACCCACCCUGCCCCUCCCCUCCCAGGCAUGUCUUGGGGAGGGGGGCUUCUCCAGGCUCCCUUCUUUCGCUGUCCCAGGGGUCUCAGAGCCCCUCCUCCAGCUGGACAGUCUUGCCCUAGGAACCAUUUGUCCAUUGCUCAAAUGGGGGAAACUGAGGACAGAGGGUCCCCAGAGAGUCCAGAUCCCUCUGCAGCUUCACCUACAUUAUGCUUCAGUGUGAGGUCAUUGGAGGUCACCUGUCAUCCCUCCCAGUUCUGGAAGAGGCUGCUCUGACCCUGGAGGAAGUGGGGCCCAGCCAGCUCUGGGGUGUCCUCCACUGAGGUCUCCCCAGAAAUAAACAGGGGAGGAGCCUGAACUGGGGAGGGGACCUACUUGGCAGGGGUGUCCCAUGGAGACACGCUUGGGAAGCUCAGAGGCCUCCCCCACCAGAGGGACAGCUCCACGGCCCCCCUGCAGGGCUUGGGGUCCCAUCCCAAGAAGGGUCCUACAGGGCCACGCCUGCGGGGACCCCAGCAGACAGGAAUGGGGAGGCCCCAGGACUGGGGGUGCUGCCCUGGGAUGGCCUGUGCAUUCUGGAUACACCGCUGUUUCCAGCCUGCCUGAAGCCGCUUGGUCUGCAGCCUUCUUGUGCCCCAUGCGAGGGAAGAACGCUUGUCUCUCUUUUUUCUUCCUUAUAAAUUUCGUUGAAUAUUUUUCCUUCAAUUGUGAUCUUUGGGGCUCACAAUUAACUGUGACGUGUAACUCAGAGCACCACUGCCCCUGCCCAGGCUCACUGGGCAUCCACUAGGUCUCAGUUUCCCCAUCUGAGCAAUGGGAGGCUGGACUCUUGCUCACACUCCAUGGCAGGCUUGGAGGGGACCCAGCUUCACAACUGGAGGUGAGGAAGACUUGCCCGCCAGGGUUUGGGCGAAUGGAGGGGGUGGGCACCCCUGAGGUGCAGAGGCCAGGCCCCGCUGUGAGCGGUCAGUACUCAGUUCAUUGUUACCGGAAGCUGGUGUGUGUGUGUCCAUGAGCAUGUCUGUGCCUGUGCACCCACAUAUGUCUCUGUGUGCACAGGACUCUGUUCACAUGUGCACACGCCCACUAAUGUGCAUAAACCCAUGUGUCUGCAGGGCCACAUAUAAUGGGCCAGGCCCUUAUGAAUGGGGAAACUGAGGAAGCUUCUUCUGGCAGGAGCUAGAGCGGCCUAUCCCGCUCUGGAAUCCAAGCCCCGGCCCCAGAGCCUGUUUUGGACAGAUGGACACGAAGGUCUGGAAAGACCCAGAAAUGGGGAGCCCUGGAAUGCAGGAGGGAGGCUGGUGGUCCCCCAGAUGUUCCACAUGUGCCCACAGGAGAGUCUACCCCCCUUCUGAAGACGCCCGUUGCCUCCGGGUGGGUCUGGACACAACCAGCCUCACUUGCUCAAACCGAGUCUCCAGCUACCACCCGAGGAGGCUCCGCCUGGCUUCCUCCUGCCGGGCCUUUGCUUACGCUGUUCCCUCUGCCCAGACUGUCCUUCCAGUCCCUUGUACUGCCCUCUUUCCCUAGGUGUGAUCAUCUCCCCAAAUACGCCGUGCGCUAGUCACCCACAGCCCCCAGAACGCGCAGCCCCGUGGCAGGUGCCUUUUUGCGGAACAAAUGGAAUUCAGAAUCUGCGCCUAGCUCGGCCUAGGCUCGGAUUCGGCGAGGGGACCCCGGGGUCAUUCCAGGGCAGUUCUUUCCAGCUCCGUGGGCGGGGCUCUCCCGGGCAUCGCAGGGAACCACCUCACCCCGCAGGAUCUCCAACUGCCCGACUGGGCUCCCCCCUCCUCCCCGAACCCCUUGCAGUGUGCCUCCCCCCAUCCCCCAUGGUCUGGAAGAACUUGGCUCCAGCGGAUUCAUCUGUUCCUUCCACGUCAUUGAGACUUUUCUGGCUUCCAGCCUGGCUUUAACAGGGGUGGGGGACUGGUCGCCAGGACCCCGCUGGGGCCCCAACAGCCCUUUGUGGCGCCAUCUGCCCUUGUCAAUCUCUAGACUCCCGCCUCCAGGGACCACCAAUCACAGCGCAGGCAUCCCGGUUUCAUCACCAGCAGCCAAUCAGCGCUUCCGCUCACCGCUCGGGCCCCAAGGUGGGAGCAAAUUCGCUCCAGCCCCCUCCCCCACCGGGCCCCACCCCAGGACCUGGCGCUGCCCCCCUCACGUCCGCAUCCAUCCUCUGUUGCCCUCAGUCACCGUCUGCUUAGUGGACACCCGUGGGCCGCCGCGCUCCACCCGCGAGGCUGUGCCUUGCUGCUCUGAACCUCGGUCUCCUCCUCUAUAAGAUGGAACAGCGCUACCCCUUGGGAAGUUCUGGCUUAAGUGAGACCCUGCGGUCCCUGCAGGGCUGGCCACGUGGAGGUCUGCCAGGGGCCGAGAACGCGGGGUGGGUUCAGGGCUGGCAACUUCCUCAGGGUCUUGUCUGCCAGACGGAGAAGCGCCCCCCAGCUCCCGGGGCUGAGCCUGGGGGUCUUGCUUUGAUGGAGGCACCCAUCCUGGCCCCCAAGCUUAGCCCAUCCAGCGGACUCCUUCCAGGAUCUGCACCCAUCUCUGUGCCGGUCCUCAGAGGGCCCCUCGGACCAUGCAAUCCCAGCCCCUGGGGGACCUGAGCCUACUGUCUGGGGCCUCUUGCAGUGUGUGAGGAGGGCCCCGUAAUUCCAAGUUCUGGUCAAGGUGCAUCCGUGGAGGCAGGAGGAAGAAGCUGGAUCUGUGGGUUCGUAUUACCUUGAGCUCUACCUCCUAUGCACACAGUCCUGCAGUUCACAUGCCCAGCCUAAGUGCAUGCCUGUUGCAGGCUCCAAAUAUUGGAGGCAGGAGGUUGUGGAACCAGAUUCAGCCGCCUCCCUACCCGGAAGCUCUAUGUACUUGGGACACUGGUGGCCCCGGGCAGGUCUCGGGUCAGGGUCCACCCCUUGCAGGGCCCUCCUCCACGCCUAGGGAUGUCCAGGCUGCUCAGAGCACCCACGGGACCCUGGGCCCACCCCAACCCCACCCACUUUCAUCCCCAAGAUACACACAGACCAGCUCAGGGCUGCACACUCGCAUUAUUUUAUUUUGCUUUUCCAGUCUGAAGCUACUAUCAUGGGCAUUUAGUUAUACAAAUGACACUUACAAAAAAUAAAAGACCAAGACACCCAGAGUGAGAUGCAUGGCAGAGAUGAACUGGUGGGGGAGAGGGGGGCUGGCAGGGGCAGGGCUGGGAGCCAGGGGCCUGGGGGCUCCCCAUGGGGCUCCCGGUGGAGGGCGAUGCCCAGCUUCAUCCCACCCCGAGACCCGAGGAGUCCAGUCGGACAGGGAGCACCGAUCACACCGGGGGCUCUGGCUGAGGCGGUGAGGGGCUCAGCACCAACCAGAUGGGGACAUAGGCCUGGGCAGGCAGGAGGGAGGGGGCCAGCGAGGUCCCCCAAGGAGGUAGGGGCAGGUUCCAGAUUCAGGGAAGCACCCUGCACCCCCCACAGCUAGCAGACAAGGAGGGCACCAACGCCCAGAGAUGCUGUUUCGAGAUUCCCCCACAAUACCCCUUGAAGAUCACUCGUGGCUACUACCACCAAGCUUGCCUGGGUGCCUGCAGCGAUAAUGCUCCAUUUAAAAAAAAAAAAAAAAUACUGAUUUGGUCAUUUUCUGCUUCCAGUCAGGCCAGGGUGAAAAGAAGAGAGACAGCAGGGCCCCAGCCCAGGGCGGGUGUGCAGUGGGCAGGCCCGCUUGGUGCAGGGGGGCAAGCAGCCGGUACAUGCUGGUAUUGCCCCCUCCCCCUCUCGCGGCCUUCCCCGACGCAGGGGUGGUGCACCGACCGGGGGGGGCCCCGAUAGGCUGGGGGCAGGCACCCAGUUCCGGGGAAGUGGGGGGCAGAGGCUCUCGGGAGGGGGCAGGAGAUUCCAGUUACCCCACCAGGCCCAGGGGCUCGGGAAGGCCUCCCAGCCCUCCCCCACCCCCAC